GAUCCGGACUCAUUUCAAUAGGAAUCGGUUGAGUGUAGUGACGUCACAACAUGGCCGCUGUAUACAGACUCGACACAACAGAACACCUUGUGCUGAAGGAGGAGAUGUGAUGGACAUUGGGGAGAGACAGAGAAGGCGGAUGACCAGGUCCUGUAGGGACUCAGUGAGCAACGGGAAUGUCCGAGCGGGAGAGGGACAGAGAGACAGAGACCCAGGAGACAGAGACCCGUCAGUGGAGCACAGUGUGUGCGCGCCGCGCUACAGCCUGGUGCAGGAGGUCGGCCGCGGCAGCUACGGGGUGGUUUACGAGGCGGUGGCGCGGAGCUCCGGCACUGUGGUGGCCGUCAAGAAGCUGCGUUGUGACGCGCCCGAGAACGUGGAACUGGCGCUGGCUGAGUUCUGGGCUCUGACCAGCCUGGAGAAGCGACAUGAGAACGUGGUCCAGCUGGAGGAGUGUGUGCUCCAGAGGAACGGCAUGGCGCAGAAGAUGAGUCACGGCAACAAGCGCUCCAGACAGUACCUGCGUCUGGUGGAGACGUCCCUCAAAGGUGAGCGUGUGCUGUGUGCUGAGCCGUGCUACCUGUGGUUUGUGAUGGAGUUCUGUGAAGGAGGUGAUCUGAGCCGCUUCAUCCUGUCCCGGCAGCCCGACCCACACACCAACACCAGCUUCAUGCAGCAGCUGAGCAGCGCCGUGGCCUUCCUGCACCAGAACAACAUCGUACACCGAGACCUGAAGCCGGACAACAUCCUGAUCUCGGAGCGCUCCGGAGCGCCGGUGCUGAAGGUGGCAGACUUCGGGCUGAGUAAAGUGUGUGCAGGACUCGCGUCUGGCUCCGGGGGCCGUUCUGAUGCCGAGGACAAAAACAAACUCGAAGUCAACGUCAAUAAGUUCUGGCUGUCGUCGGCAUGCGGGUCAGACUUCUACAUGGCGCCCGAGGUGUGGGAGGGUCACUACACGGCCAAGGCGGACAUCUUCGCCCUGGGCAUCAUCAUCUGGGCCAUGAUCGAGCGGAUCACCUUCAUCGACAGAGAGUCUAAGCGCGAGCAGCUCGGGACAUACGUACGGCAGGGAGCUGACAUCGUACCUGUAGGCGAGGCUCUGCUCGAGAACCCAAAGAUGGUUCUGUGUAUCCCACAGCGGCGCCGCUCGCACAUGUCCUCCGCACUCCGCAAACUCCUGAAGGACAUGCUCGCUGUCAACCCACAGGACCGCCCUGACGCUCAGGAGCUCCACGGCAGGAUCAGUCGCGUCAUCUGUGCUGGAUGAACGUUACACACACACACACACACACACACACACACACACACAUACAUACACACACAGGUAAGCCUUUACAAAUCCGAUAAAAAGAUUUAAAUUGAUUGUUUGCAUUUUGUAUGAUUUGGGGGCGGGGCUACACACACACUCAUCCAAGUUGUAUGAAGAAUUACCUCAACAUGCUGAUUGUGGCUGUAGAGUCUGCACGCUAGAACGCUCGCUAGCAGUUUAGCUAAGCUAAUGUUAGCUGCAAGCAGAUGACGGUUGUCAUGGUGAUGUUGAAACAGAUGCUUAAUUGUUUAGCUAAAUGAAUUGGUAAGAAGACGAGGAGAUAUUUUAUUCUGCCAACAGACUUCUUUUGGGACGGGAGGCGGGACUUGUGUAUUUGCAUAUUCAUAGGUCAGCCUCCCACAUCCCUGCACUCGUUUGUCCCUCGGUGCUAAUGUGAAUGAUACGGCUGUCUUCUGCACUCCUCCAUCCUCCCCCAUCUCUCUCUCACACACACACACACACACAUAUACACACACACACAGUACUGUAAAGAAGCAUGUUGUUGAUAUAAUCAGAGGUUGAUCUGUUUGUGAGAGUGCAGCGUUAAUCACAGGGAUUAGUCGACCUUACAGAAGAUGUAGAACAUCAUUAAUCAAAUCUGCUGUUAAAAUGAAAGACAUCCCAUAAUGCUUAAAGUCCAAACACCACACACCGCUAGUGAGUAACCAGAAGGGGGAAUGGAGAGAGAGAUGAUGAUGAUGAUGAUGAUGAUGAUGGAGAGAGAUAAAGGGGGAGAUAGAGACUGAUGGAUAACUGAGGGACUGCAAGAGAGAAGGACAGACAGAGUGUGAUGGAGAGAGAGACAGAUAGAAAGUGACAGACCAAUAGAGAGACAGAGAGAGCAAGAGAUAGAUGAAGGGAUAAGACAAGGAGAGAGUGAGACAGAUGGAGUGAGAAAAAAAUGUGAGAGAGACCAAUGGACAAAAUGAGAGUGAGAGACAGAGUGAGAGACAGAGUGAGAGACAGAGUGAGAGACAGAGUGAGAGACAGAGUGAGAGACAGAGUGAGGUUUAGUGAUCGUUUCACUGCUUUAAUGCGUUUAAUGACUCUGCACAUUCUACAGGUGUGUGUGUGUGUGUGUGUGUGUGUGUGUGUGUGUGUGUGUGUGUGUGUGUGUUGAUGGAUGACCUCAUUUCUCUCUAAUGUGCUGAUGUAAUCAGUUUAAUCUGAUUGGAUGCUUUAUCACAGCACUACAGCAGGGACGUUACAGCCACAAUGUUAUUAAAGGAAGAGGGUGUGUGAGACUGUGUGUGUGUGUGAGACUGUGUGUGUGUGUGAGACUGUGUGUGUGUGUGAGACUGUGUGUGUGUGUGAGACUGUGUGUGUGUGUGAGCCUUUGUGUGUGUGUGAGCCUUUGUGUGUGUAUGUGUAUACACAGAGUUAAGAGAGAUGAGAUGAGAUGAUCACACUGUGUGUGUGUGUGUGUGUGUGUGUGUGUGUGUUCUUCAGGACGUCUCCACUUCAGCUUCAGGUUCUUGUGGAGGUUCCUGCACUGUUCCUUGUACCUUUGCUGUCCUCAGAUUAUCCGACACACUGCUCUGAGCUUUAGAGCUUUAAUCUGCUCCAUUUUACACCAGUUUCUGUGCCUUGUUUCUGUGUGUAGCCGAAUUCACUCAGAUUUCAGAACACAUGGAUCUACAGAACCGUUUCCAUGGUUACUUCACUUUACCUUCAGUGUUUGUGUAAUGUAGAAAACCAUUAAAGCUUUAGUCAUCUACUCAGACAGCUUUAGCUUUCUCACCUCCUCAUCUGUAGCUUUCACACUAAGGACGCCGCGACUAGCCGAGUGUCUGUCUACGGCCGCCGCGUUGCAUCCUGGGACAUGGAGUCCUUCAGCAUCUCCUCCGUUUCUACACCAGAGAGAGUCUGAGAUUAAAGACCUCACUGCUUUUCUCCUGGAGCGCUUUUAUUUUUAAACUGUGAAAAUGAAAUUCUAGCUUUUUGUAUUCAGACUGUGUUCAUGCUUUAACUCGACACCUUCAACCUGUGUGUGUGUGUGUGUGUGUGUGUGUGUGUGUGUGUGUGUGCGCUUCUACCUCGCUGCUUUCGAGUAUUUAAAAAUACUGUAUUUACAGAAACACUCGCACAUUUGCUGAUAUUUUACGUUUUUUAAGAGUAAAACUUUUCCUUUUUUUUAUUUGUAUUAAUUUGUUGAUUUUUAAACGUCUUCCUUUCUGCUGUUAUUGUCUGCAGAUUGUUUGGCUGCUGUUGAAACUUUGAUACCUCACAGAGAUUUUUGAGAAAUUUUAUUUGUUUUGUUUUUUUUAUCUUUUUUUUGUCUUACACUUUUAAAAAAAAAAAAAAAAAAAGAUUUUUAAGCCCCCGAUGAGAGACUGACGGCGUUGUGGGAGCGAUAGAGGGACGUGUAAACGUGCACAGCUGGGUUUCUUUGUUACGUGUCUCUUAUAUUUAAUAUUUUUCUCUCAUGGUGUUAAAGAACGAUCACGUCACGCUGUUUUGGUGAAAGAGAGAAACAGAAAGUAAUCAUUGUUUAUUCUCAAAUGUUCUGUUGUUUAUUUGCUGUUGAGUUUUAUUAUUAUUAUUAUUAUUAUUAUUAUUAUUAUUAUUAUUAUUAUUAUUAUUUUAUUUUAUUUGACUCCAGCACACUUUUCCUUUGUUCUGUCGAUCUUUUCUUCAUGAUUGUACUUUUUCUUCUGCACCAAUGAGAGUAAAUUAUUCAUGUUUG
Messenger RNA from Tachysurus vachellii, 3995 nucleotides. RefSeq names its product serine/threonine kinase 35, like (gene stk35l). The transcript is spliced from 2 exons. Gene Ontology annotation, molecular function: protein serine/threonine kinase activity; ATP binding. The record is from RefSeq and is a predicted model, not a curated record. Lineage: Eukaryota; Metazoa; Chordata; Actinopteri; Siluriformes; Bagridae. Gene Ontology annotation, cellular component: autophagosome; cytoplasm. Gene Ontology annotation, biological process: positive regulation of autophagy; protein autophosphorylation; peptidyl-serine phosphorylation. Bases 110 to 1267 code for a protein of 385 amino acids.